Molecule: messenger RNA, 1056 nt
Organism: Anopheles marshallii
Lineage: Eukaryota; Metazoa; Arthropoda; Insecta; Diptera; Culicidae
Product: protein FAM50 homolog
Exons: 2
Coding region: 1-1056 (351 amino acids)
Biological process (GO): chromatin organization
Cellular component (GO): nucleus
Source: RefSeq, a predicted model, not a curated record
AUGGCGUACUACAAGGGUGCCGCCUCGGAAGGGGGCCGUGCCGCUCAGUUGAUGAAACGGCGCGAACUAGCCCAACAGGAGGUCGAAUUUCGUAAGAAGAAAAUCGAGGAGGACCUGAAGGUGAGCAACAUCGAGAACAAAUUCGCCGCCCAUUACGAUGCGGUGGAGCAGCAGCUCAAAAGCUCCACCAUCGGGUUGGUUACCCUGGAUGAGAUGAAAGCGAAGCAGGAGGACAUUGUCCGAGAGCGCGAGAAAAAGCUGGCCCAAAAGAAAGAGGAAAAGGACAAGGAAAAGCUGAAAGCGCUUGAAGCUAAGCUGGCGGAAAAGGACCGACAAAAGCGACAGAUACAAGCGCUAUCGUUCGAUCCAGAGGAUGAGCCGGAUGGGGAUGGGCAUUCGGAUCAGGAAUCGGAACCGGAGGAAAAGAAGGAGGAACUGGUCGUUAAGCGCUCCUGGAAGGACGAGGUACCGAGUGGGGUGAAAAAGAUACGCAAAAAUCCGGACGUGGAUACGUCGUUCCUGCCAGAUCGGGAGCGUGAGGAACGCGACAACAGAUUGCGCGAGGAGCUGAGACAGGAAUGGGCUAUGAAACAGGCUACGUUGAAAGAUCAGGAAAUUACCAUCACGUUCAGCUACUGGGAUGGUUCCGGGCACCGAAAAUCGGUCGUUAUGAAGAAAGGUAACUCCAUCUAUCAGUUCCUGCAAAAGUGUCUCGAAAUGCUUCGAAAGGACUUCAGUGAAUUGAAAACGGUGAUGGCCGAUCAAUUGAUGUACGUGAAGGAGGAUUUGAUAUUGCCCCAUCAUUACACAUUCUAUGACUUCAUAGUGACAAAGGCACGUGGCAAAAGUGGUCCGUUGUUCAACUUCGACGUGUUUGAUGAUAUUCGUAUGAUAAGCGAUGCCACGGUUGAGAAGGAAGAUUCCCAUGCCGGUAAAGUGUUGCUCCGUUCCUGGUACGAGCGCAAUAAGCACAUCUUCCCGGCUUCACGAUGGGAGCCAUAUGAUCCAACCAAGGUUUACGAUAAGUACACGAUUAAGGACAAAAGCAAGAAGUAA